Messenger RNA from Nicotiana attenuata, 1362 nucleotides. Its product is annotated as signal recognition particle 43 kDa protein, chloroplastic. Gene Ontology annotation, molecular function: protein binding. NCBI's taxonomy places the organism in Eukaryota, Viridiplantae, Streptophyta, Magnoliopsida, Solanales, Solanaceae. The record is from RefSeq and is a predicted model, not a curated record. The coding region runs from base 83 to 1192 and encodes 369 amino acids. Gene Ontology annotation, cellular component: nucleus; cytoplasm. The transcript has a single exon.
CUUAAAGCAUCCCCUUAUAGGAUUAUGAGAUGUUCAUGGCCAUUCAAAAGAAGCAGAGCCCGAUUCUCAGCGUCGCUCUCCAAUGGAUGCUCUGUUCGUCAAUUCCUCCCUCUCCCGCCUCAAACUCAAAUUCUCCCCUCAAUUCCCUCCCUUCUCUCAUCAACCUUUUAUCCGUCUAAAGAAACUCGGCAACAAGAACAAUUUAUCAGUAUUUGCUACGCUUCAGAACCAGCAGCAACAAGCAGUCGCAGCAGCAGAAGAGGAAGAACCGGUACUGUUUGAAGAUUACGAUGAGGAUGAAACGUACGGAGAAGUUAACAAAAUUAUCGGCAGUCGAGCAAUUGAAGGAGGGAAAGGAAUGGAGUACUUAAUAGAGUGGAAAGACGAACAUGCCCCAACGUGGGUUCCCUCUGAUUACAUUGCUAAAGAUGUUGUGGCCGAGUACGAAACUCCUUGGUGGAAUGCGGCUAAAAAGGCCGACGAAUCCGCUCUUAGGAAACUUCUAGAAGCUGACGACGACAGAGAUGUGGAUGCAGUUGAUGAGGAUGGACGUACGGCUUUGCUCUUUGUCUCGGGUCUCGGGUCCGAGCCGUGUGUCAAGCUACUAGCUGAAGCCGGCGCUGACGUGGACUAUCGCGAUAGGAAUGGCGGCUUGACGGCUCUGCACAUGGCAGCCGGCUAUGUUAAGCCGGGUGUCGCCAAGCUGUUAAUUGACCUCGGGGCAGACCCCGAGGUCGAGGAUUAUAGAGGACAAACGCCGCUGAGCUUAGCGAGGAUGAUUUUGAAUCAAACGCCUAAAGGAAAUCCAAUGCAAUUUGCUAGGAGAUUGGGAUUAGAGAAUGUGGUUAGGAUUUUGGAGGAUGCGAUUUUCGAGUAUGCACAAGUAGAAGAGAUAUUGGAGAAGAGAGGGAAAGGCGAAAAUGUGGAGUAUUUAGUGAAGUGGAAGGAUGGGGAGGAUAACGAAUGGGUCAAAGCAUGGCUGAUAUCUGAAGAUUUGGUGAGGGAUUUUGAGGCUGGUUUGGAAUAUGCAGUAGCAGAGUGUAUUCUGGAAAAGAGAGAAGGUGAGGAUGGGAAGGGAGAAUACUUGGUUAAAUGGACUGAUAUUGAGGAAGCUACGUGGGAACCCGAAGAAAAUGUUGACCCCCUUCUUAUAGAAGAUUUUGAAAAGGAUCAACAGAAUGUAGUAAGUUGAACCUUUUUCUAUUCAUGAUUUCUCAUUUGCCUUGUAUCUUUUUUGUGGUAAUAUAAUGAUGCUCUUUAUGUUUACUGCACUAUAGUUAUGGUAAUUUAUGUCCAUCUCAGGUUGUUUGUGAGGUUGAGGUUAACUUUCUGGUUGAUAUUGUUUGAUGGAUUAUUUAAUUA